AUGUCUGAUCAAGCCUUGUCAAAUGAAGCUUUAAAACAAAAAUUGAAAUCGAAUUUUGCCUCAAUGAUUGCAAAGGCUGCAGCUGCUGGCGAGUUAUUCAAAAAAUACAGAGAAGGUUUUGUGGCUGCCCACCCAAAUGCUAGAGCACUAUUAACAAACAGUGGCGAAUCUUUAAAAAAAUCCACUGGUUAUAUAUCUCAAAAAUACCCAAGUCUUUAUGAGGGCUACAGUAGAGUACCAAGUAAAGAAGCUAUUAGAUCUGGUAUAUCUUCAUGGUUCAAAAAAUACAAAACUUUUUGCUUACAAUACAUUUCAACUCUAUUUUCUGGUCCAAAUAGUUUCAUCAAGGUUCUUUUUACAUUCAUUGCGUCUGAGUUGAUGGAUAAUAAAAAAUUGCACGAAAGAAUUCGUAAUUCUUUCAAAUCACCAAAAACUCUCAAAGAUAAAUCUAACGACGAAACUUUAGUUUUUGCAAUUGUGAAAAAUUUUAAAAAAAAUAUUGUUGAAAAAAAUAACCAAACAGUUGCCUUUUCCAACCACAAAUAUAUACAAAAACAAAAACAAAAAAACAAUUUAAAUUUAAAUUUAACAAUGGGAUUAUCGGCACCUAAAAAUAAACAACGAUUUGGUUUAGACCCAAGAAAUACCUUCUGGUCUGAAGAUCCCAAUAGAUUUGGAAGCAAACAUUUAGAAAAAUUGGGCUGGAAACCUGGUCAGGGUUUGGGUUUGGCUAAAAACUCAAUAACAACUGUUCUUAGGACAACAAUUAAGGAUGAUAAAGUUGGUUUAGGUUCAAAACUAGCUAAAAAACUCAACAACGACGAUCCCUUUGCUAACGAUGAAUGUGCUGGUUUAGAUGUCUUUCAAAGAAUUUUAGGUAAAUUAAAUGGCAAUGAAGAUAAAAUAAAUAAAGAACUAGAUAGACAAAGCAAUGAAAAAAUAAUCAAUGGUAAAUGGGGUAUUAAUUUUAUAAAAGCUGAAACUUUAGAAAGCUCUUGGGAUGAAGAAUUAAAAAAAUUCAUCUCUUUUUCAGGAGAAGGUAAAUCAAAAAAGAGAUCAAGAGAAACAACUGAUGAUAUCAAUGGCCAAAAUGAUAUAGAAACAAAAGUAAAGAAAGUUAAAAAAGACAGAAAUUUAAAGAAAAGUGAAAAAGAUAAGAAAAGUAAAAAGGAUAAGAAGGAUAAGAAGGAUAAGAAAGAGAAAAAGGAUAAAAAAGAGAAAAAAGAGAAAAAAGAGAAAAAAGAGAAAAAACUAAACAAAGGUAAUAAUGAUGUUAAGUUAGAUAAAUCAUUAAAUGAUAAAACAUUCAAAAAUUCUACUCUAAAUUCAGAUUUUUUGGCAGGAACUCAGAGCAAAGCAAACUCGAUUAAAACUAUACCACCAAGAUUAGCUGCUCGUUCAAGGUGGAUAAAACAAAAAAGGGCUCCAAUAGAUGAAAGAUCAUUGAGAGAAAUUUUUAUGAUUUCUGCGUCUGCAAACUGA
Molecule: messenger RNA, 1482 nt
Organism: Ascoidea rubescens DSM 1968
Lineage: Eukaryota; Fungi; Ascomycota; Saccharomycetes; Ascoideales; Ascoideaceae
Gene: PXR1
Product: telomerase inhibitor
Exons: 2
Coding region: 1-1482 (493 amino acids)
Molecular function (GO): nucleic acid binding
Source: RefSeq, a predicted model, not a curated record